UGAGGAGGUAGACUAUGAAGUCAACAGAAGAAAAUUUUAUUUUGAUUUACUGAGGCACUAACCUUCUUUCCCACCUAUAGCCAUUUCCUCUACCUGUCCUAAUACAACCUGUGUUGUUCAGCAUGCUAACCGUCCUCAUCCGCCCUCAGCUCAGUGCCGACCUGCAGGUUUUCUGGGCGCUGAUUGGAGGACUGCUGGAUCACGGGGUGUUUGCAAGAUGGCGGCGUUCUUGGUAAUGGGUUGAGGACGAGCACUGUGGUUGAAAUGCUACUUGAAUGACCCGUUUUGUUUCGGUGCAGUCUUGGAUUAUAAUGAUGAUCGGUUGAUGAAGAAGAGCGUUCUCGUCUUCCAGGCAAAUCGAGGAGCUCAUUCGGAUCAGGACAUAAUUUUAAUGUGUUUUGGUAAUCAAUGUUUUAAGCGAUGUAAAAGAGAUCGAAUGUGAUUGUAAAAUCUAUCUCGCUCUAAAUACGUUGGUGGAUGCUGAUGGCAUUUUUACGGAUGUAUUUAAAAUUAAUUGGACCUUCUAAUGGGUGUCAGUAAAUUGGACGUCCUCUAUAGACGGUUCCUUCUUACGAAGUUUUUCAUCCAAGGAUGGGGAAAACCAGACGAUCUCAGAAGAUUGUUUGAAUUUAGGAAAACAAUAGGAAACAGAGAAAAAUGUCAACAAUUAGUACCAAAAGACUAUCCCAUAUUCAUCGACAAGGUAGAGGAGCAGGCAGACUGUCAGAUCAUGGAUGGGCAUUUUGUAUCUCCACUGGAUCAUUAUUUGCCAGGGAUUAUGCCAGCUGAAUCUGUCAAUGCAAGGUUUCAGUUUAUAAUUCCCAAAGAAUGGAAGAGCAAAUAUCGACCUGUAUGCAUUCAUCUGGCAGGCACUGGAGACCAUUUUUACUGGCGAAGACGCACUUUGAUGGCUCGUCCAAUGAUAAAGGAAGCGUGUAUUGGAUCACUUCUUUUGGAAAACCCAUACUAUGGCUACAGGAAACCUAAAGAUCAAGUGAGAUCAAGUUUAAGGAACGUUUCUGAUCUUUUUGUGAUGGGAGGAGCUCUGGUUCUGGAGUCUGCAGCUCUUCUUCAUUGGUUGGAGAGAGGGGGCUAUGGACCUUUAGGAAUGACUGGGAUAUCUAUGGGAGGACAUAUGGCGUCAUUAGCUGUGACUAACUGGCCCAAGCCCAUACCACUAGUACCCUGUCUAUCUUGGUCGACAGCUUCAGGAGUCUUUACUACAGGUGUGCUGAGCAAAGCAGUGAACUGGAGAGAACUGGAGAAACAAUAUGCCACUGAAACAGUUUAUGAGGAAGAAAUUAUUAGCUUACUAGAAUACUGUGGAAUGGAUUCCUUCAAAAUGGGUCAAGAUUUUGUAAAGAACUCCCCAUCCAGUUUGGACAACUGGCAACACUUUGACUUUGCCACAAACAUGCAAGAAUUAAAUGUCAAGAGAGGAGUCUUGAAAACUGCGACAGUUACUCAGUUUAGUCCAGACAGUACUGCCUUUAAUGCUUCUGCUCAACAGUUUUGGCUUCAUGAUACCCCACACAGUGGCUGUCAGAGUCACAGAAGCCCUUCAACAAACACUAGCAAGCUUUUAUCCUCUGUAAAACAUGAACCUUCAAAGAGAGAAAAGAGGAAGACCUCCUUAGAACGAGAAUCCAUUCUUUUCAUGAAAGGAGUCAUGGAUGAAUGUACACAUAUGGGAAAUUUCUCAGUGCCUGUAGACCCUAGUCUAAUCAUAGUGGUACAAGCAAAAGAAGAUGCUUACAUUCCUCGAGCUGGAGUACGGAGCCUUAAUGAAAUCUGGCCUGGAUGUGAAAUCAGAUACUUGGAAGGGGGUCACAUUAGUGCCUACCUCUUCAAACAAGGCCUCUUCAGACGAGCCAUUUAUGAUGCAUUUGAACGAUUCCUUCAGAAGUACUCCAUCUAGCACAAGUUUUAAUCAACCUCUGGUUUUCAUUUGUGGCUGAUGUCACUACACAGAGUCCUAAUCACUGAUACAGGGAAUAUCAUUUAUCAAGAAACUUCACACUGAAGACGGGGAGCAUAAUCAUCUUCUAUUAGUUGGAAGUUACUUAGUGAAAGUGAAACAAAAGAACUGUAUACAACCUAAUGCCAUUAUUAUUGGUAUCGCAUUUCAAAAUUUGUUGAAACUCAGUAACUCUAUUCAUCAUUGGUGCAACCCUGUCACUUGAUGAGUUUUUACAUCUUACCAGUAAGUUUUAUUAGAUCUAUUGAAGAGUGCUAGGCUUUAUUUUUUGACAAAUAUCAACUUCAGGGAACACAUGUACAAGAAAAUACAAAUGUAGAAACAAUAUGUACUUCCAAACUGACUUGAUCAAAAGUAUUAGUAAUGCGUGUAAUACCAUAUAAAAGGGAAGAAUAUGGUGCUACUUUGAGUUAUAUUGUGCCUACAGAAACUACAAAACUUGGAAGUCACAAUCCACUUCUAGCAAAAUAACAUUUCUUUAUUUAAUGAAGAAAUUGCAAAUAUCUAACAUAAACUGAAAAAGUAAUUACACUGCAAUGUUUUCCUGAAUAUACACUGGAAUUAAGAUGUCACAGUAAUCUAGUAAUGAUAAUUGACUAACCAUAGGAUUCAGUGUUUGAAAAUUGAUUUUUGGUUUAAAUUUUAGUGUAUAUUGGAGAACUUGUAACUAAAAAUUAUUAAAGCAGCUCAAUGUCAUAUGUGAACUUUAUAAUUAAAUUUAAAUGCAGUAUUUAUGAUUUUCAUUAAUAAAAUUCAUUAAAGAUUGUCUGCUUCCUUUGUUUCAGGCAAUGAAAGUGAGGAAUAUUUUAACACAUUGCCAUAGAAGUUCAUAGAAAUCAAAGUAUAUAGGGAAUAUUCAUUGAACAAAACUGGAGAGGUACUUUCAGGAUGUCCAUUGCAAGGGGAAAAAAAAAUCAUUGCUUUUCAUUAUGUCUUUUUCCUGUAUGUAUAUGUGUGUGUGUGUGUGUGUGUGUGUAUCUGUUUGUGUGUGUGUAUAUCUCGCAUAGAAACUUUAAAUUUCAUUACAUCCAGGAGAUUAUGUGAUCCCCUACUUACUUUUAAGACAAUUUAUGCAAAGUAGCAGAAAUAUUCUUCAGAAUUCUGAUAUUAAUACUUAUGGUAUUUUAGAAUUAACUUUAUUACUGUAUCAUUUCUGACCUUUAAUAGAAUUAUAAAGCUUCAGCA
This is a messenger RNA of Hypanus sabinus (Atlantic stingray), 3163 nucleotides long. It is a transcript of the gene abhd18, whose product is annotated as abhydrolase domain containing 18. NCBI's taxonomy places the organism in Eukaryota, Metazoa, Chordata, Chondrichthyes, Myliobatiformes, Dasyatidae. The record is from RefSeq and is a predicted model, not a curated record. Bases 527 to 1918 code for a protein of 463 amino acids. The transcript is spliced from 14 exons.